Messenger RNA from Lactuca saligna, 3017 nucleotides. The record is from the annotation of a GenBank genome assembly. NCBI's taxonomy places the organism in Eukaryota, Viridiplantae, Streptophyta, Magnoliopsida, Asterales, Asteraceae.
CACAAACUUUGCAUAAAACCAAAACACAAACCCAAGCCACGUGCAUUACACGCGUCUCUCCAAAUUCAACAUCUUCCUCCACAAACAAAACCUUCCCCAAUUUUUACUCACACUUGUUACCUACUGAAUUCCCUGAUCUAUUCUAGCUUUACUUCAUCCAACAGAAACCCUGAAAUCGCACAAUUCAUACACUGCAAAGCUGGAGCAGUUGAAGACGAUCGGUAGGGAGCUCGCAAUGGGCUCCCAGGGUGGCUUCGGCCAGUCGAAGGAGUUUCUGGACCUCGUCAAAUCAAUCGGAGAAGCCCGAUCCAAAUCCGAAGAAGACCGUAUAGUCCUCCAUGAGAUCGAGAUGCUAAAACGCCGAAUCAACGAGCCGGAUAUCCCCAAAAGGAAGAUGAAGGAGUAUAUCAUCCGUCUUGUGUACAUCGAGAUGCUUGGUCAUGAUGCUUCUUUCGGGUACAUUCAUGCCGUUAAGAUGACACACGAUGAUUCACUUCUACUGAAACGAACUGGUUAUUUGGCUGUCACGCUGUUUCUGAAUGAGGAUCAUGAUUUGAUUAUAUUGAUUGUGAAUACGAUCCAGAAGGACUUGAAAUCAGAUAAUUAUUUGGUCGUUUGUGCUGCUUUGAAUGCUGUUUGUAAGUUGAUUAACGAGGAGACUAUACCUGCUGUGAUUCAGCAAGUGGUUGAGUUGUUAGGGCACCCAAAAGAGGGGGUUAGGAAGAAGGCUGUGAUGGCGCUGCAUAGCUUUUAUCAGAGAUCUCCAUCCUCUGUCAAUCAUCUUGUAUCCCACUUCCGGAAGAAACUUUGUGAUAAUGACCCUGGUGUCAUGGGUGCUACACUUUGCCCUCUAUAUGAUCUUAUCACCAUAGAUGUAAAUUUAUACAAGGAUUUAGUUGUAAGCUUUGUGAACAUUCUUAAACAAGUUGCAGAGCGCAGAUUGCCAAAAAGUUAUGACUAUCAUCAGACACCUGCUCCAUUCAUACAGAUUAAGUUGCUAAAAACUUUAGCAUUACUGGGUAGUGGUGACAAAAAAUCAAGUGAACAAAUGUACACAGUGAUUGGAGACAUAAUGAGGAAAAGUGACACAACAAGUAACAUAGGAAAUGCUAUUCUUUAUGAAUGCAUAUGUUGUAUCUCAUCAAUACAACCUAGCCCUAAGUUAUUGGAAACAGCAGCUGAUGCCAUUGCUAAAUUCCUCAAGAGUGAUAGUCAUAAUUUGAAGUACAUGGGUAUUGAUGCUCUUGGAAGAUUGAUAAGAAUAAGUCCAGAUAUUGCUGAACAACAUCAACUUGCUGUUAUUGAUUGCUUAGAGGACCCUGAUGACACUCUAAAGAGGAAAACUUUUGAGCUUUUAUAUAAAAUGACGAAAUCGUCCAAUGUGGAAGUGAUAGUUGACCGAAUGAUUGACUACAUGAUUAGCAUUAAUGAUAGUCAUUACAAAACCGAAACAGCAUCCAGAUGUGUGGAGCUUGCAGAGCAGUUUGCUCCCAGUAACCAUUGGUUUAUCCAGACCAUGAACAAAGUGUUCCAACAUGCUGGGGAUCUGGUGAACCCUAAGGUGGCUCAUAACUUGAUGAGAUUGAUUGCUGAAGGCUUUGGUGAAGAUGAUGAGUCAGCAGACAGUCAGCUCAGAUCAUCUGCUGUGGAAUCUUACCUUAAAAUAGUUGAUGAGCCAAAGCUUCCAUCUGCAUUUCUUCAGGUGAUAUGUUGGGUGUUGGGUGAAUAUGGAACUGCAGAUGGUAAAUAUUCUGCUUCCUAUAUUAGUGGCAAGCUAUGUGACGUGGCAGAAGCACAUUCAAGUGAUGACAUAGUUAAGGCAUAUGCAGUGUCAGCACUUAUGAAAGUAUAUUGUUUUGAAAAAGCCGCUGGAAGAAAAUUCGAUCUGUUACCAGAGUGUCAUACAUUACUUGAAGAAAUGUCAGCAUCUCACUCAUCUGAUCUCCAGCAACGUGCAUAUGAAUUCCAAGCAAUUCUUGACCUCGACUCCAAUUCCAUUGAUAAUAUAAUGCCACUUGAUGCAAGCUGUGAAGACAUUGAAAUCGAUAAGACCUUAUCGUUUCUCAAUACUUAUGUCCACAAAUCCUUAGAAGAAGGAGCCGAACCAUAUAUCCCCGAAAACCAACGUUCCGGAACCUUAACCGUCAUUCCCAACAUCCCAUACGACACCUCAUCUCACUCUCUUAGGUUUGAGGCGUACGAGGUUCCAAAACCCGUGGUCCCCACAAGACCACCACCCCCAACAACCACCACCUACCCAACCGACCUCGUACCCGUAUCCGUAUCCUUACCCGAACCCUCCUACCACCAACCGGCCCGGUUCUCCGGACCCGUACCCGACCCGAGUCCUACCGACCUCCGGUUACGCCUCGAUGGGGUCCAGAAAAAAUGGGGAAAACCUUCUUACACGUCAUCCGCCACGUCAUCGUCCACCUCAAACUUUGACUUUAACAGAACCACAGUCAACGGGCCCACACAACCCGAUAACGUGGUGGUCCCGAAGGCGCGCGAGUCGAGACAUGUCGAGGUUUCGGAAGAAAAACAAAAACUCGCGGCGUCACUUUUCGGCGGGACGUCUUCGUCUUCGCGGUUGGAAAAGAAACAACCGGUGGCGGCAACUGCCAGUAGUAAGCGGCCUGCUACCGCGGUGGUGGCGGCGGCACCGCCGCCACCGCCGGAUUUGCUGGAUUUAGGUGAAAUGAGCGGGUAUUCGAUGGUUGUGGAUCCGUUUAAACAAUUGGAAGGUCUUCUUGAUGUGAGUCAAGAUGGGAGUACUUCUUCUUCUUCUUUGACUAUACCUACAAAUGGGCAUAAUCAGAAUUUGAUGAUGAUAAAUGAAAAAGACGAAUUUACCCCUGUGAACGGGUCGCCUAAUGUAAGCAAUAAAACGACGGCGACAUUGACUAAGGGUCCGAGUUUGAAAGAUGCGUUGGACAAAGAUGCACUUGUGAGACAAAUGGGUGUAAACCCAACAAGCCAGAAUCCUAAUUUAUUUAGUGAUUUGCUGAGUUGAUUAG